ACGACUCAUACAGCGCUGUUGUUAUGAUCGUUAUAUGGAAGCUUCACACCGUGCUGUACCUUCAAGCUUACAUCAUCUUUCUUCCCCUUCUGAAGGUGUUCCUUUUUAAACGUUUCUUGCUGAGUCUGUGGCUGCGUUCUAGAGGUCACCCCCUCUGGAACCAGCUCUCUCGGGCUCUGGUGGUGGUUGAACCAUCGUUCUAGAGCGGCGGCGUAAGGGAGUCCUACUCAGUGUAGUGGGUCGGACAACCGCCCCCAAAAUGGUGUACUGCGGGAAGCCCUCGAUGGGUUGUCGCACAUGUCGAACUAGAAGAAUAAAGUCUCGCCGCCACUGCAGCGGAUACCGCUCCGACUUUGACAUUCUUCAUCGAGACGAGACACAAGCCACGGCUAGGCCAACCUCAUCAUCAUCAUCAUCAUCAUCAUCAUCACCACCACCACCACCAUCGCCGACAGAGUCCACGGCAUCAGCCGCCUCGUCCCGCCAGCUGGCCCUCGAGAAUUCCUUUCCCAUCGCCCCUCCGGCAAUCCCCCUGGACCAGCAUGCCUCGCACUACUUUGCAUCUCAUUUCAUCAUGCUCCCUAGCCAGUCUGGCCGGCGGCCUGGGCAUCUGGACUACCUGGUGCCCCUGCUCCAGUCCGAGACCGAUCCCAAUGGCCCCUUUCAGCUCGCCUAUAGCGCGUGUGGCCUUGCUGCGAUGAGCAACCGUGAGAGGGCCACCAACAGAGACCUGGUCGACAUAUCGUUUCUUCAGCACACGAGGGCCAUCAGGGCUGUGGCCGAUGCGCUUCAGGAUCCCCUACGAUGCAAGACGGACGCAACCUUGGCCUCUGUGUUACUGCUAUGUUUCUUUGAGAAAAUCACGGCAAGCAAGGAGACAGGGCUGCUGGCAUGGCGCACCCAUAUCGAAGGUGCUAUACAUAUUGUCCAUCAGCGAGGGCACGAGAUGCUCAAGGACAAGUACUCGAUGCGUUUAUUUAAUGCUGUACGCAUGAAUAUUAUUGCGCGCUCGCUCUCCUCCGGUACUGCACCGGCCAUGGGCGCAAACUGGUGGACCGAGAAUGCCGAGCUCUGCGACCCAGCCGGCGUGCGCCUCCAGCGUUUCUGUCUCGAGAUCAGCGACCUCCGCGUCGAGGUGACCAGGCUGAUGGCCACCCUCGCCCGCAACAACGACAGCCUCGAGCUCAUGCUGGAGAUGCUCCAGAGGAUCAAGCACCUCGACCACCAGAUCGCCGCCUGGGCUGCUGCCCUGCCCGCCGAUCACCAGGGCCGCCCGCUGUACUACGAGGACAGGCCUGUCGGAAAGGGCGGGCUCAAGAGCAUGCCUGUGUUUCCUGGGCGCGUGGAUGUGUACCAAGACGUCGUCAUCGCGUCCAUGUGGAACGGCAUGCGGUCCUCGCGCAUCAUCCUGUGCUCUCUUCUCGUCCGCGUCACGGCUUGGAUCUGCUCGCCUGCUGACUACCGCCUCGCUCCCGAGUACCAGACCGCCGUGCAGACCAUCAAGACUCUCACUUCCGAUCUGAUCUCGGCCGUGCCGUUCAUGCUGAGCUCUUUUGACGGAGGGGAAGGAGACGCGGCGCCGCAUCCGUCGUUGCGCGGUAUCAACCAGGGCAGUUUCCUGUGCGGUGCCGACAUGCAGUCCAAGAUGGUCGGUGGGCUCAUGGCGUCGUGGCCGCUGAGUACCGUCAGGUGUUGUGACUUUUCCACGGACGAGCAGCGUGAAUGGGUUGUAGGCCGCCUGAUGUCCAUCGCGCAGGACCUGGGCAUCAGGUAUGCCAGCUCGCUUGCAGAUGCAAAAAUACGUUUUCCCUCUAUGCUCAUCCGCCGUGACGGACAAAUGACGACCCAAGAUCCUCUCAAGGACAUCAAGAGGACACUCGCCGUCCGACCAGUCGUCGCUGGCUGA
Cryphonectria parasitica EP155 is the source of this 1906-nucleotide messenger RNA. RefSeq lists its product as uncharacterized. The record is from RefSeq and is a predicted model, not a curated record. NCBI's taxonomy places the organism in Eukaryota, Fungi, Ascomycota, Sordariomycetes, Diaporthales, Cryphonectriaceae. The transcript has 6 exons. Bases 260 to 1906 code for a protein of 548 amino acids.